Molecule: messenger RNA, 1063 nt
Organism: Tarenaya hassleriana
Lineage: Eukaryota; Viridiplantae; Streptophyta; Magnoliopsida; Brassicales; Cleomaceae
Product: ubiquitin-conjugating enzyme E2 27
Exons: 5
Coding region: 278-856 (192 amino acids)
Molecular function (GO): protein binding
Source: RefSeq, a predicted model, not a curated record
AAAAAGAAAUCGAAAGAAAGAUGAACAAGAAGAUGAUCUUGUAUAUGUAUAUAAGCACAUGUAUAUGCGUAUGUAUAUAAAAGAUAAAAGAAGGAUCAAAACUUCUGUUAAAACAAGGUCGAUUCUUUCUUGGGUUUGGCAAAGGGGGAUAAGCAAUUUGUUCCGUAAUUGCAAUAAAUUUCACUACCCAAGAGUGAGAAGCGCCAAAGUCACGGAAAUUCGAUCUAGGGUUUUAGCCCCCCUUUCUCUCUCUCUUUGAAUCGCGACACCGGGGAGAAUGAUCGAUUUCAGUCGAGUUCAAAAGGAGUUGCAAGACUGCGAGAAGGACAAGGAUGCUUCCGGCAUUCGGGUCAGCCCGAAAUCCGACAAUCUCACCCGUCUCGUAGGAACCAUUCCCGGUCCAAUCGGGACGCCUUACGAGGGCGGUACAUUCCAGAUUGACAUCACGUUGCCAGAUGGGUACCCGUUUGAGCCUCCGAAAAUGCAAUUCACGACCAAAGUUUGGCACCCGAAUAUUAGUAGCCAAAGUGGGGCAAUUUGCUUGGAUAUCCUGAAGGAUCAGUGGAGUCCGGCUCUUACUUUAAAGACAGCCCUUGUUUCCAUUCAAGCUUUACUGUCUGCUCCUGAGCCUAAUGACCCUCAAGAUGCUGUUGUAGCUCAGCAGUACAUCAAGGAACACCAGACAUUCGUUACAACUGCUCGUUACUGGACAGAAACUUUCGCCAAGAACUCUUCUCUUGAGGAAAAGGUCACGAGACUCGUGGAGAUGGGUUUUGGUGAAGCUCAAGUAAGGAGUGCUCUUGAAUCUGCCGGUGGAGACGAGAACUUGGCCCUCGAAAAGCUCUGUUCUGCCUAGGAUCUGUCUAUGUAAUGGUAAAUAAAACCCGAGCUUUUUAACUGAUUGUUAUCUUCUCGGGCCUCGGGUUUUCCUUUUCUCCUUCUGAUUUAUGUUACUUCUCUUGCCUGCCGCCGAGGGCGGAGUUGGUGUACCGGACCAAAGCAAUGCUAUAUAUACAUAUGUUGUUGCUCUGUGAUUAGGGUUAGUUUUGUUUGUUUUGGUCAA